Actinia tenebrosa (Australian red waratah sea anemone) is the source of this 1504-nucleotide messenger RNA. Its product is annotated as protein prenyltransferase alpha subunit repeat-containing protein 1. Gene Ontology annotation, biological process: protein prenylation. Gene Ontology annotation, cellular component: cytoplasm. Lineage: Eukaryota; Metazoa; Cnidaria; Anthozoa; Actiniaria; Actiniidae. The record is from RefSeq and is a predicted model, not a curated record. Gene Ontology annotation, molecular function: protein prenyltransferase activity.
CAUGGCGAAAGGAUGUGGCGAUUUUGUCCACGAAGGGGAAAAAUAUUUCAAUCUGUUGAAUCAGAUGUUUGUACAAGAUCCAGAAAUUGAAGAAGUAGAUAUCAUAUUCUGCCCUCAAUGUAAAGUAAAUCAAGAAGAGAAAACCAUUUGUGCCAUGAUCAAUGAGAAGCAUAUUCUAGGAAUACGAUCAUGGUGUGUGCAACCAUUGUACAUGUAUGCAUAUAAUAAAUUAUUAAGGGCAAGAAAACAUAAGGGCAUUACCUGUUAUAAUAGUUUAUCUGCUACCGAUAUUCUACAGCUAUCAAGAGCAGUAUUGUUGCUUAGUGCUGAAUGCUAUACAGUAUGGAAUAUGAGAAAGGAGCUGGUAAUGACAAGUGUACUGAACAUAGAUGACGAUCUUCAGUUAUCAUCUUUAAUUUUGUCCAAACACCCCAGAAGUGCAGAGACAUUCAGCCAUCGAAAAUGGCUCAUUGUUCAAUAUGUUAAACAGAAAGGCAGAUCAAAAUAUAUCCAGGAAUGGCUUAGAAAAGAACUGUGUAUCUGUCUUUACUGUGCUGAUCAUUAUUCAGACAACUAUGUUGCUUGGACACACAGAGGAUGGAUAACUGAAGAAUUCAUUGAUUCUAAAAAGAAAUAUUUGUCAGAGCUGCAUGCGAUGGAGAAAUGGGUCCAAAUGCAUAUUUCUGAUCACUGUGGAUUUCAUUUUAGACAAAAGUUAUUAACAAAGCUCAAAGAGAUGAGCUCUGUUGAGGACAUGGUUUUACUACUACUUGAAGAAAUGGUGUUUGUAACAAAUCUCCAGGACUCAUUUCCUGGUCAUGAGUGCACAUGGUCUCACAGACGAUUCAUUGUUGAGCACUGGCAUCUUUGGUUUGGUUCGGUCCCUUUUUCAUACCUCCAACAACUUGUUGCACUAUCCAAACAUUCAAGCCAACAAGAAGCCUCUCAUAAUGUAACAUGUGUUCAACGUUGUUGGGCUCCCUGUGUCAAGUCCUUGAGUUCGCUUUGUGGGUCUGCUCUCAAAGUCAAGUCACUGUAUGGGAAAGGUCAAGAAGACAGCCUUAGUUCUAUGAAAAGCAAUGCUAUGGAAUUCUUUCUGGUGGAAUCCGAAUUAGAAUAUUGUAAGCAGGUCCAGAAAAAAUCAAGAAAUGAUGAUCGGUUUGUAUCCGGCUACGAAAAAUGGCUUGUAUUACGUUAUGGGAAGGAAAAUACUCAUUCCCAAAACCCACUUCCUAAAAACUAAUGAAUGAAAGCUAGAAUAUAAAUUACUAUUGAAAAAUAAUCUAUUUAAUAGUUAAGUUAUGGAUGGCAAAAUUAGUAUACAUUUUGAAUGCCAAUAUUUAAUAUUAUUAUUGUAAUUAUCUUAUUUUUUUACAAUAAAAUUUAUUCAUAUAUAAAUAUUUUGAAUGUUGAAAUUUUGAAACCAAAUGUAUUUAAUUCAUUCUGAUGUUUGUUAUAAGUAAAAUGUUUUUUGACGUAAUGAAAUAAAGACUUUAGUGUGAAA